CCCACCCCCAUCCUUUCUUCCCACUGUAGCCCAGGGUUUGUUAGCCAACUCAACUUCAAAGCCUACUAAAAGGAACAAUGGGGAGGUCACCAUGUUGUGAAGAGGUCAGCCUAAAGAAGGGUCCAUGGACACCGGAGGAGGACAAGAAGCUGACGGAAUUCAUUCAGAAGCAUGGUCAUGGGAGUUGGCGGCUGCUCCCAAAGAACGCCGGCCUUAACAGGUGCGGAAAGAGCUGCCGGCUUCGGUGGACCAACUACCUUCGGCCUGAUAUCAAGAGAGGGAAGUUCUCUGAGGAAGAAGAGAAACUCAUCGUCGAUCUCCACUCAGCUCUCGGAAACAAGUGGUCAUUGAUAGCAGCCCGUAUACCAGGGAGGACCGAUAAUGAAGUCAAGAACUACUGGAACACCCAUCUAAGAAAGAAGCUCCUCCGAAUGGGCAUCGACCCGGUGACCCAUAUGCCGAGAACUGAUCUCAAUCUACCUGGGAGCCUUUCCACUGUGCUGGCAGAUGCCAACUUCGGAAACUGGAGCAGUUUGGCUAGUGUUCUAAAGUUGCAGGCAGAUGCUGCUCUCGCAGCCAGGAUGCAGGUGGUGCAAACGCUACUUAAAGUUCUAACUAAUAGCCCGACUUCAAAUCUGGAUUUGAUGGGUCUCUUGGGAUCAGCCUCCCUUGGGAAUCACCAAUUAAGUGGCCUCCUGCAGUUAAGUCGCCAGUACGAGGGGCUUAUUGAUAGCUCUCUCAGCCUUCAUGGUUCGAUUCAAAUGCCUUCCAGCCUUCCAAAUUUGAGCUUCCAAAACUUACUGAGCAAUGUUCAAGCUUGCACCAAGUCAAGCCUUUCUCUCGAUGGAGAAGUGGCAGCACAGCUCGAUGGUUCUGGCUUAAGCGAGCAUGGAACAGAGAGCAAUGGUUUUAGUGCUAAUUUCUAUGACUUUCCAACUUCAAAUUCCACAGCUUCACUUCUUCCAGCCUCUUCAGAGGACACCCACAUAGAUCAAACUCAAGGUCCAGUCACCUCGAGCAAUGUAUCAUCCAUCUCAGCACCCUUUGAAGCUUGGGAAGACCUAAAUCUAGAUGAUCUAAGCAGUGACUUUGGCUGGAAAGACAUUCUAGACCAAAUGUCAUGGUCUAGCGCAUAACAGAGCAUUUGAAGGUGCCAUUUGUCCAUAGAAAGAAGCAAAUUCAUGGAUUUGCUAAAAGAGUCCAAAAAUAACACUUCUGAUGUACAAAAUACUGCGUUCAUAUAACUCUUUUACGAGUUUCUUCUUCUUCCUCCUUUUUCUUUUUUUUCCUUUUUUUAUACACUUGUAAUUGGAUGAUAAGUUAGAUAAGUUUAUUUAAAGAUUUCUUUGCUGUUGGUUUUUUCUUUUCUUUUUUUUAUUGAGGCUAUUUUUAUUAAUUGCUUAUGAGAACUGACAAGAGCCAACAUGACAAAAGUAAAGACAGGUUUGGGUGGAUGAAGCAUUUGAUAAACUGUAUAUUAUUUGAAGAAUAAUUAGU
Phoenix dactylifera (date palm) is the source of this 1497-nucleotide messenger RNA. RefSeq names its product myb transcription factor 42-like. The record is from RefSeq and is a predicted model, not a curated record. Lineage: Eukaryota; Viridiplantae; Streptophyta; Magnoliopsida; Arecales; Arecaceae.